AAUUAUGCCUGUGCGGAUGCUUCUGGCAGCGCGGAGCCCCUGUGGGCCCUGGUGACAGCGAUGUAAACGUGGAGCCUGCGGAGCCUCACGAGCCCUGCGAAAUGGAGGAGCUCUACAAGGACGGCCAAAACCUGCCCCUGGACGUGACAAGCUCGCCGCCGACCAUGGCCAACAACAAGCUGGAGAACGGGGUGGCGCAGCUCAUCACGGCCGAGGCCUGGAACAUCAACUCCACGGACCUGAUGAAGAAGGCGCUCUCGCCGCUCGUCACGGUGCCCGCGCCCUCCAUGCUCACGCCGCCCGCCGAGCCGCAGAGCGGCGGCGUGGCGCUCAAGGUGGCCGCCACGGUGCUGCAGCCCAUCUGCCUGGGCGACAGCCCCGUGGUGCUGCCCAUCCACCUGCAGGUGGCGGGCAGCGCGGCGCCGCAGCUGGCGCCCGGCGGCAGCACGCCCUACGUCAUGACGAGCCAGGGCCCCGUGCCGCUGCCCCUGCUCCUGGAGCAGCACGUCUUCCAGCACUUGAACUCGCCCCUGGUGCUGCCCCCGGGCGCCCCCUGCGCCACCGGCCCCCUCCACGGCGGCCUCUUCCAGGGCUCCUCGGCCCCCGUGGGGCAGCCGCAGCUGCUGGACCCGAAGCCGGCGAGCCAAGCCCCGGAGCCCGUCCUGCCGCCCGUGUUUCAGACGCCCGGCUUCGCCGCCGUCCUGCAGGACCUGUUCCCCUCGCAGGGCACCCUGGGCUCGGGCCCCUGCCAGCCGCCCCCCGACUACGCGUCCCUCCCGCCACAGGCCUUCAGCUCGCCGCUCUCGCCGCUGGUGCCGCCGGCCACCCUGCUCGUGCCCUAUCCUGUGAUUGUGCCCCUGCCCGUGCCCGUGCCCAUCCCCAUUCCCAUCCCCAUCCCCGUGCCGCAUGGCGCCGAAGCCAAGGUGGCCUCGGACUACCCCAAACCGCCGCUGUUCACCCCGCAUUCCUGCAAGGGCACCCAGACGCCCCUGGAGAAAGAAGAAUCGAAGCCUUUCGACUUCAUCCACCAGCGGGAGUUUUCCCAGCUCAGCCGCCACACGGUCAUCAAGAUGAGCAACGAGAACGAGGCCCUGGACCUCUCCAUGAAAGCGGCGCCGGCGCCGCGGGCCGGUGAGCCCAUCCCGCCGGCACCGCCAGACGACGGCGCGCUGGACCUGUCGCUGGCGUCGUGCCGCAAGGCGGGCGGCAGCGCGGGCCUGGCCGAGGCCGCCGGCACCGCCUGCCCGGGCCCCGUGCUGGACGGCGCCGCGCACACCGCGCUGGACAAGCUCUCCAGCGCGCCCGCCCCCUUCGCCCCCUCGAAACCGCACGAGAGCCCGGGCAAGGCCGAGGGCAGGGGCCCGGCCAGCGGCUCCGCGGAGCUCCUGCGGCAGCAGCAGAAGUGGCUGGUGGAGCAGGCGGGCCGAGCGGCCUGCGAGCCCAAGGGCGGCAAUAACAUCGAGAUAGUGAGCACGUCGCAGACGGCCAAAGUGAUCGUGUCCGUCAAAGACGCCGUGCCCACCAUCUUCUGCGGCAAGAUCAAAGGCCUCUCGGGAGUAUCCACUAAAAACUUUUCCUUCAAAAGGGACAUGCCCCAGGACUCGGUGCUGCAGUGCUACGACGUGAAGAACCAGCCGGAGCCACGGGACAACGCCGAAGCUCUUAGGAAACCCGUAAAAAACAGGAGUGUAAAGUUAAAGAAAAUGAACUCGCCAGAAAUACAUAUUCUUCCAAUCAAAAAGCAACGGCUUGCUGCCUUUUUUCCAAGAAAGUAAAUUAUGGGUUUUUAGAAUUUUAAGAUUAUUAUGGAAAAAAAAUAAUUAAAAAGAUGCACUUGGUUUUAAACUCAUUUAAAACUUUAAACUAUCUUUGUAAGUUAUUUUUUGGGGAAGGGGGAGAGGAUCAGAUGUAGAUUGCCUGUAAGCUGGGCGUUUUUCUUUCGGUUUUUGUUAUCGAAUUUUGACUUUUCAUGAAAAUAACUGAAUAAAAAGCAACCUAUUUUUCAAGCAGAUUGCACAUUUUGCAGCUUUAAUGGAAUAACGGAUGAGUCAGAGGGGUAAGAGCUAUUUUCACUGCCAUAAAGUGCUUUGAUGAUGUAAUUCUUCAUAACGGUUAGAAUGGAAAUUUCAAAAUAAAUGUUUGUACGUGCUAAUUGGUUGCGGCAUUUUUGUCAUUUCUGAACUGUUUUCGUUACAUGGAAAAGGUUUGGCAAAAGUCUGUAAACUGUAAAGCGCUGCAGUUGGUUUKUGACGACCCUCAAAUGCUUUCAGAUCAGCAGGCUAAGAAAAAUUAUAUUGCCCAAGCGCGCUAGGAGGGAGCACUGCCGAGCAGCCGCUGUCCGCGCGCCUCAAGCAGCUCCUGUAAAAGCGAGAGCAAGCGAGCAGCAGCAGCAGCUAAUGCCAGUUUCCUUCCUAGAGACACGUAGGAAACAGUUUGAAAAGAUUAAGUUGUAUUAGCAAUUACUUCAAAAAGAAAACCCUAAAAGUCAGGGGAAUUCGGUGGCCGGAGGGCGAGGAAAAGUCACAUAAUUUUUCCCAGCCUGACUCUAGAGCUAUGGAAAAGUUGUUCAUUGUUAGUUCUAUAAUUUCCUUUGAUGGCUGAAAUCAAUGCACAUACAAGAGCAGAACUAUGUAACGUUAUUACUUGACAGUGUACAAGCCACCCACAUCAAUGGA
This is a messenger RNA of Nothoprocta perdicaria, 2675 nucleotides long. It is a transcript of the gene RAI2, whose product is annotated as retinoic acid induced 2. The transcript has a single exon. Gene Ontology annotation, cellular component: nucleus. The record is from RefSeq and is a predicted model, not a curated record. NCBI's taxonomy places the organism in Eukaryota, Metazoa, Chordata, Aves, Tinamiformes, Tinamidae. Gene Ontology annotation, biological process: animal organ development. Bases 102 to 1775 code for a protein of 557 amino acids.